Molecule: messenger RNA, 1635 nt
Organism: Zasmidium cellare ATCC 36951
Lineage: Eukaryota; Fungi; Ascomycota; Dothideomycetes; Mycosphaerellales; Mycosphaerellaceae
Exons: 2
Coding region: 1-1635 (544 amino acids)
Biological process (GO): transmembrane transport
Molecular function (GO): transmembrane transporter activity
Source: RefSeq, a predicted model, not a curated record
AUGAAUCCCGACCUCCCCGCUCAGGAGGCGCCUCCGGCCCAGCAGGAGAAGGACGUUGAGAAGGGCGACAGCAGCAGCGAAGACAAUGGCGCUCCUCCUGGCGAGCAUCUUGGUGUGAAACCAACGGAGAACCGCAAGGUCGUCAAUGGAAAGAGAGUUAUCACCGAAGAGGAGGCUUGGCCGAUUCUGGGGUAUUCGUGGCCGACUUGGAAGAAGUGGACGCUCAUCUCGUCGAUUUUCGCUAUUCAAUUGUCGAUGAACUUCAACACUUCGGUAUAUCCGAAUGCUGUGCCGCUCAUUGCAGAGCACUUCCAUGUCAGCGAGCAAGCGGCCCGUGUUGGGCAGAUGAUAUUUCUGGUGCUCUAUGCCUUUGGAUGUGAGUUGUGGGCACCGUGGUCUGAAGAGUUUGGGAGGUGGCCGAUCUUGCAGGGAAGUUUGUUUCUCGUCAACAUCUGGCAGAUUCUGGCUGCACUCGCACCGAACUUUGGCAGUCUGAUCGUCGCACGAGCUCUUGGAGGCCUCAGUUCAGCUGGUGGCAGCGUCACACUCGGUAUGGUUGCCGACCUGUGGGAGGCUGAAGAUCAGCAGUGGGCAAUCGCUUUCGUGGUAUUGUCCUCAGUCGGCGGUACAUCUAUUGGACCCAUCAUCGGUGGCCCUAUUGAGAAGUACCUAUCCUGGAGAUGGAACUUCUGGAUCCAGUUGAUCUUUGGCGGCGCCGUUCAAGCCGUCCAUCUGUUCAUGCCGGAGUCUCGGGCAACAAUUUUGAUGGACCGUGAAGCGAAGCGUCGACGCAAGACUGGGGAAGAUCCUGAUAUUUAUGGUCCCAACGAGGUCAAACAGCCUCGAAUCAGCAAGAAGGAGGUGGGAGUUACCUGGAUCCGGCCGUUCGAGAUGUUCUUCCGUGAGCCCAUCGUUCUCUGCCUUUCAUUGCUCUCCGGAUUCUCAGAUGCUCUCAUCUUCACUUUCCAAGAAGGAUUCAACCCGAUCUACGAGCAAUGGGGAUUUGGAAUAUUGGAGAUCGCUUGGGCUUUCAUCCCUAUCGUCGUAGGGUACUUCAUUGCAUACUUCUCAUACUCCCCUUGGAUAUACCAUGACCAGAGGUUCAUCAAGAGGUACGGACUGGACGCCUUCGUCCCCGAGAGAAGAUUAAAAUGGCUCCUGUACCUUGCACCGCUCGAGUGCAUUGGCUUGUUUGGCUUUGCCUGGACAAGCCUUGGGCCACCCCGAGUCCACUGGAUCGCCCCGAUGAUAUUCUCUGGCCUGAUUGCUAUUGCGAAUUACGGAAUCUACAUGAGUACAAUCGACUAUAUGAUAGCGGCGUACGGCCCUUAUUCUGCAUCUGCGACAGGUGGUAAUGGGUUUGCUCGAGAUUUCUUAGCUGGAAUUGCGGCGAUGUACUCGACCCCUAUGUACAGCAACAUCGAUCCGAACGGCUACCACCUGGAAUACGCGAGCACGAUCCUCGCAUGCCUUGCCUUCUUGGUCACGAUACCAAUUUACAUCUUCUACUGGAAAGGUCCUCAGAUCCGCAAGGCUAGCAAAUUCGCCAUGAGUCUAGACGAGGACAGAAAGGAGCAACAUGGACGGCGGGUUGCCUCGGCGACACCUGAACAACUGCAACCGCACAACCUCUAG